Molecule: messenger RNA, 906 nt
Organism: Baudoinia panamericana UAMH 10762
Lineage: Eukaryota; Fungi; Ascomycota; Dothideomycetes; Mycosphaerellales; Teratosphaeriaceae
Exons: 3
Coding region: 50-877 (275 amino acids)
Source: RefSeq, a predicted model, not a curated record
CAUGUAGAUACCUUUGCCUAUAUCUCCUACAUCCACACUUCGGAUCAACAUGUCAGGCAUUGGGCCAGGCCUACCACCACAUCUCAUCGCUAAGCGCAAGAGGCAACAAGCCGACGAUCUGCAGGAUGAAGCCGGCGCAAAAGGUAAUGAUGAGAGUGAGAAGCGUCCAAGAGUAAUUGGACCAGCCAUGCCACCUGCGUCGCUUGACGAACGUCCGUUAGAGCCAGCAAUAGAGGCCGAUGCCGAUAGCGAGGGAGAUGAGGACGACUUUGGACCAGCGUUGCCAACCAUCAACACGAACAAGCCAGCUCUGCCUACACUGGAUGUAGGCAAUGCAGAAUUGAAUGUGGCACCAACAGGAUAUGAUGGAAGCUCUGAAAGGACGAAGAGGGAUGAGUGGAUGAUGAUGCCUCCAGAGCAAGACGGUCUAGCUGCGCGGAUGGAUCCAACCAAGCAGAGACCUCGAGGCUUCAAUACUGGAAAGAGCGCAAAAGGGCCAGAUGCAGCAGCUGAUGACAAGUCUGCAUGGAAUGAGACGCCCGAGCAAAGACAGAAACGACUGCGAGACGAGGUAAUGGGUGUCUCGAAAGCGGCACCGCCAGCAAGCAUGACCGCAGCGAGGUCGACUACGAGCGUACGCGAAGACGUUGAGAGCUUGAGGAAGAAACAGGAUAUUGAGAAGGCACGUGGCCCAUCGUUGAUGAAUCAGCACGAGCAAGCGAAAGGCAACGAUGCCGACGAUGAUCCGAGCAAGCGAGCCUUCGACCGCGAGAAAGACAUGAGGAGCGGUAUGCGCGUCGGUAAUGCACAGCGUAAACAGAUGCUCGAUAAGGCGGCCGGAUUCUCGGCGAAAUUCUCUGGCGGCAGUUAUCUUUAACGCAUUGCAGACCGCGGAGUGCGUGGAUU